Molecule: messenger RNA, 1551 nt
Organism: Volvox carteri f. nagariensis
Lineage: Eukaryota; Viridiplantae; Chlorophyta; Chlorophyceae; Chlamydomonadales; Volvocaceae
Exons: 9
Coding region: 1-1380 (459 amino acids)
Biological process (GO): auxin metabolic process
Cellular component (GO): endoplasmic reticulum
Molecular function (GO): IAA-Ala conjugate hydrolase activity
Source: RefSeq, a predicted model, not a curated record
AUGUCAGCGCUGCUUCUAGCUGUCACCGCCGCGCUUGCGGCGGUGUUGCAAGCACAGAGCCUUUCUCCCGAGGAGAUUUUUAAGCGAUCAGAAGCGCUUCAAAGCUGGGUUAUCGAGCAACGCAGGGAAUUUCAUAAAACACCUGAGCCUGGUUUUACGGAAUACAAGACGCGGAGUCGCAUCAUGCGCUUCUUGGAGAGCCAGCACAUCAUGUACAGGUACCCGUUUGCCAAGACGGGCCUGGUAGCUUACAUUGGCUCCGGAAAGCCCGUGGUCGCCCUGCGAACGGACUUGGACGGUCUGCCCAUCCUGGAGCCCGAUGGCGUUCCGUACAAAAGCCAGAACGACGGUUGGAUGCACGCUUGCGGUCAUGACGGUCACAUGGCCAUGUUGCUGGGAGCCGCCAAGUUGCUGAAGGAGGCGUCUGACCAGGGGGAGCUCCCGCCCGGAUCCAUCCGCAUCGUGUUCCAGCCGGCAGAGGAGGGCGGCGCGGGGGGAGACUUGAUGAUACGAGAAGGUGCCCUGGAGGACAUCGAGGCCGCAUUUGCGAUGCACGUGAUGCCCCACCUGUCGAGUGGCUCCAUCCACACACGCCCGGGCACCAUCAUGGCGGGCGCGCUGUCCUUCCGAGUCACGGUCAGGGGGCGCGGAGGCCAUGCCGCCAUGCCGCACCUCAAUAUCGACCCGGUGGUAGCGGCCGCGGGCCUUAUCUCCGCCCUACAGACGGUGGUCAGUCGUGAGACUUCCCCCCUAGGCUCCGGCGUGCUGAGCAUCACCAUGCUGCGAGCCGGUGACGCGUACAACGUCAUUCCCGACGAGGUCGUGUUUGGGGGAACCAUUCGUGGCCUAACCCACGAGCACCUGAUGUUCAUGAAGCGCCGGUUGGAGGAGAUGGCGCCCGCGGUGGUCGCGGGGUACGGCUGCAAUGCCACCGUGGAUUGGCGGCUGGAAGAACAGCCGUACUACCCGCCAACGGUCAACGACGAGCGGAUGGCAACUUUUGCGCUGCAGACGGCCGCCACUCUGCUGGGCACGGAUCAGUCCCAAAUCGCGGAGCCGCUCAUGACGGGGGAGGACUUUGCGUUCUUCUGCCGGCAGGUACCUUGUGCGCUGCUGUUCCUGGGCAUUCGCAACGAGUCCGCAGGUUCCGUACACGCGCUGCACAGCCCCAAGUUUACCCUGGAUGAGAGUGUGCUACACAAGGGGGUGGCCAUGCACGCGACAUUGGCUGUCGAGUAUCUUAAAACCUUUGCGGUGGCCCCGGACGCCUCGUCUGCUAAAGCUUCAGCGUCGGCGGCAACUACUACUGGUGGCGGUGGCGCUGCUGGUGACGAUGAGGAUGAGUACGACGACGACCGCGUGUCCAAAGACGAACUUUAAAGCAAGUGGGCCUUUUUGCUUGAAGAGUCUUUUUUGUCGCUUGUUCUGGAAGUUGGCCUGGCGUGGGAUAAUCGUCAGAGAAGCAGCUGAAGAAAGGCUGUUGGGAUUGUUUCGCUGCCGGGGCCGCGUUGAUGUGUUACGUGGCGAGGUGGGUUAUUGUGGUAAGGGAUG